Akanthomyces muscarius is the source of this 1779-nucleotide messenger RNA. RefSeq lists its product as uncharacterized. Gene Ontology annotation, molecular function: ATP binding; lysine-tRNA ligase activity; tRNA binding. The record is from RefSeq and is a predicted model, not a curated record. The transcript has 8 exons. Gene Ontology annotation, cellular component: cytoplasm; cytosol. NCBI's taxonomy places the organism in Eukaryota, Fungi, Ascomycota, Sordariomycetes, Hypocreales, Cordycipitaceae. Gene Ontology annotation, biological process: lysyl-tRNA aminoacylation. The coding region runs from base 1 to 1779 and encodes 592 amino acids.
AUGGCUGACAACCAACCCCCCGCCGCUGAGGCGCCCGUUGACGCGGCCGCCGCCGCCGUCGGCAAGCUGCACCUCGACGAGGUCACUGGCGAGAUGAUCUCCAAGACGGAGCUCAAGAAGCGCCAAAAGGCCCGCGAGCGCGACGCCGCAAAGAAGGAAAAGGCCGAGAAGUCGGGUGCGCCCCCGCCCGCCGGCAAGAAGGCUGCUGGCAGCUCUGAGGCUGCCGAGAAGGAUCUGACCCCCAACCAGUACUUUGAAAUCCGCUCACGAACCGUCAACGAGCUCCACGAGCAGGGCAAGGCCUACCCUUACAAGUUCGAAGUCACCUACGACAUUCGCAACUUUGAAAAGGAAUUUUCGCACCUCAAGAAUGGCGAAAUCGACAAGAGCAAGUCCCUUGCCCUCGCCGGCAGAAUAUACGUCCGUCGCGCCGCUGGCAGCAAGCUCUUCUUCUACGACCUCCGCUCCAACGGUACCAGACUCCAGGUCCUCGCUCAGGCCGACCACCUGGGUGAAGGCGUCCCCAGCUUCGAGGACCAGCACGUCAACAUUCGCCGUGGCGACAUUGUCGGCAUCCGCGGUUACCCGACCCGUACCAACCCCAAGACCAAGCAGGGCCAGGGCGAGUUCUCCGGCGAGCUGUCCAUUGCCGCCGGCGAGCUUAUCCUCCUGUCUCCUUGCCUGCACCAGAUCCCCGAUGACCACUACGGCUUCAAGAAUGCCGAGCAGCGCUUCCGCCAGCGCUACCUCGAUCUCAUGAUGAACGAAAACGCCCGCAACGUCCUCAUCACCCGCGCCAAGGUCGACACCUACAUCCGCCGCUGGUUCGACGACCGCGACUUUGUCUCGGUGCAGACCCCCAUGCUCAACACGAUUGCCGGCGGCGCCACCGCCAAGCCCUUCAUCACCCACCACAACGACCUCAACAUGGACAUGUUCCUGCGCAUCGCCCCCGAGCUGUACCUCAAGAUGCUCGUCGUCGGUGGCCUGGACCGCGUGUACGAGAUGGGUCGCCAGUUCCGCAACGAGAGCAUGGAUCUAACCCACAACCCUGAAUUCACCACUCUGGAGUUUUACAUGGCAUAUGCUGAUGUCUACGACCUCAUGAAGAUGACCGAGGAGCUGGUCUCGGGUCUCGUCAAGCACGUCCACGGCACCUACGUCACCAAGUACCACAACUCCAAGGGCGAGGAGCUCGAGAUCAACUGGGAGGGCCCCUGGCGCCGGAUUGACAUGAUACCCGCCCUCGAGGAGGCCACGGGCGAAAAGUUCCCCACCGGCGACGUCCUCCACACUGCCGAGACGGGCGAGUUUCUCAAGAAGGUCCUGAUCAAGACGGGCGUCGAGUGCAACCCUCCCCUGACCAAUGCCCGUAUGCUCGACGCCCUUUGUGGCGAGUACCUCGAGUCUCAAUGCAUAAGCCCUACCUUCAUCUUUGGCCACCCCAAGAUGAUGUCUCCUCUGGCCAAGAGUCACCGCUCCAUCCCCGGUCUCUGCGAGCGUUUCGAGUGCUUUGUCGCCACCAAGGAAAUCUGCAACGCCUACACCGAGUUGAACGUCGCUACCGAGCAGCGUCUCCGCUUCGAGGAGCAGGCCAACCAAAAGGCCCAGGGCGACGACGAGGCGCAGGUCGUAGACGAGACUUUCUGCAAGGCUCUCGAGUACGGUCUCCCGCCCACCGGCGGCUGGGGCAUGGGCAUUGACCGCAUGAUGAUGUUCCUGACCGACAACCACAGCAUCAGAGAGGUGCUGGCGUUUCCCACCAUGAAGCCCGAGUAG